AAAAAUUGCAACUUGUAAACCGACGAAAAUGGCUCGCCGCAACGUGUGGAGCGGCGAGGAAACGAUGGAACUGCUGGAGAUAAUAAAGGAGCACAACUUUAUGCACCUGUUUGCGACCGCCAGCCGUGGCCAGAAGGAGUACGAUGUGUACCGGAUGAUAGAGGAAGAGAUGCAAAAAAAUGGUUUCAACGGGAAGGACGCGGGACAGAUCUAUCACAAGUGGAAAAACCUCAAGCGUGCCUUCUAUCAAUCGAAGAAGCAAAACAAAGGUCGUGCUAUCUGUGAGUUUGCGGAAGAGCUUGCGGACAUCCUGGAAAAACCGUGUGCCUUGAAGCGCCGUGAACCAGAACCUCCUGUAGAACCAGUCGAGGGUGAACCAGCUCCAGUUAAGAAACGCAACAACUCACAGGUGAAAACGAUCCGAAGUCAGAUUGUCGCAAAGCUUACGAAAGCGCAGAAUGAUAAUAGUGAGGAAUUUGCCAAAAAGUGGAACGAUCUAAACGAUUACGAGUUUAAGCUGUACAAACGGAAGGAAAAGGAGCAAACGGCCAUCAUAAAUCGCUUGCUAGAAGAUAGCAAAACGUCGCUCAUGGGCCGAUGUAGAGAUAUACUGGCAGGGCGGACAAUGCUGAUUAAAAAAGGCGAGAAUGCUGACGAUGAUGAGGAAGAGGAGUACGAAGAGGUUCAUUUAAACGAUGUAAUUGAAAUAGUAGCAACGACGGACGUGGAGAUUGCUCCUGGCGAGGAAGCAGCUGUGAAGGGUUUUCAAAUGCAAUCCGGUGCAUCGGAGCUGAUUGAAUUUAUUUAAUGUUAUAU
Messenger RNA from Anopheles maculipalpis, 816 nucleotides. RefSeq lists its product as uncharacterized. The transcript is spliced from 3 exons. NCBI's taxonomy places the organism in Eukaryota, Metazoa, Arthropoda, Insecta, Diptera, Culicidae. The coding region runs from base 29 to 808 and encodes 259 amino acids. The record is from RefSeq and is a predicted model, not a curated record.